ACGAAAUCUAAAAGACACAGUGAGCAGGUUUGAAGCUGGAGGAUAACACCCUGCAAUGCAGCAGCUAAACGGGUUUCCAUGGAAACGAAUCACAGGAACUGACCAAACUCAUUCAGAAAGUCCAGUUGACAAAUGUGACGGUCUGUAGCUCUCCAACUUCUUUUGCUGUUCUUGGUCCUACUACCACCAAUCAGCUGCUCAGAGUCAACCAGUGGGCUUUGCACCUCAAUCUACUGACUCUGAGCCAGCAGAGUUUCAGAUUCAGUGUCUGGUGGACUCUGCUGCUCCAGAACCACGUGACUCUUCCUGCUUUAGGCCAACACUGCCGAUAAACUAUUGCUGCAGACAGGAAUACAGGAUUUCAGCUGGAAACUUUGUGGAUUGUCGCACAGGGAACAUGGACGACUACAGCAUGUAUGGUCAUCUGUCUGAUGAGGAGCUGCUGCAGAUCGCUGUGGAGAGAAGCCUUGCAGACAAACUCUUUCCAGAUCAGCGGACAUCCUCAGCAUCAUCAUCAUCCUCUUCUGUCCAGCACAAUCCAAACCCCAGAGGGAGACAUCACGACUCCUCCAGACACCAGCUUUAUGUCCCUUCAACCCCCCCCCAUAUAACAAGGGAUCCCCCCACAGCCCUGUCACGGCUUCUCUUAAGAGCCCACAAAACAGAGCUUAGUCCAUUACAGACUCUGAUUUUACAUGGAGAUGCUGAAGCUUUGAUGGAUUUGGUCAAACAGGGGUCUGGUGGUCUGACAGAACCAAACAUUGAUGGAUGGAUUGCUCUUCAUGAAGCUGCUUAUUAUGGGCAGCUACAGUGCGUAAGAAUCCUCAGCGAAGCUCACCCGGACUCUGUGAAUUCAUGUACUGUGAAGAACCAGACCGCUCUGUGGCUCGCUGCCAGUAGAGGUCACAUUUCCUGUGUUGACUUUCUCCUUAAGCACGGAGUCGACAUAAACGUCGCCGACAAGAACAGAGACACCCCACUGUUCAAAGCUUGUGAGCAUCCCAACGAAGCCAUUGUGGACCUGCUGCUCAGGUCUGGGGCUCAGGUCAAUCGCUCCUGCAGCCAGGCAGGAACUGCUCUUCAUGAGGCCUGCAGGCAUGGAGAGCUGAAUCUGUGCAGGAUGUUGCUGAAGGCAGGAGCCAGUCUAAAAGUCCGAAACAUCUAUGGCAUUCAGCCUUUAUUUGUCGCUGCACAACAUGGACACGGCAGCAUCAUCCAUCUAUUUGCUGAGGAAGGUGCAGAUGUAAACGGUCAGGCAGGUGAUGGAGCCUCCCCACUGUAUGAAGCCUGUAAGAACGGCCAUGCUUCCUCUGUGGAGGCACUGCUUUCUCGCAAAGCUGAUGCAAAUCAAGCCACAAAAUCCAACCUUCUGCCUCUUCACGUAGCUGUCCAGAACAAUCACAAACGAAUUGUGUCUAUGCUCAUCCCAGUCACCAGCACAGUCAGGCUGCAGCGCAGCGGCAUCAGUCCUCUGCAUAUAGCUGCAGAUAAGAACUGGGACGACAUCCUGGAGCUGCUGAUCGAGUCUGGCUUUGACGUUGAUGCCAAGUUGUCAGAUGAAUGGUCAAAGAUGUACGAGGACCGGCGGAGUACUGCUCUCUACUUCUCAGUUUACAACAAAAACCUGGAGGCUGCUGAAAUGCUGCUGAAGGCUGGAGCCAACCCCAACUUGGACAUCUUCAACCCACUACUAAUCGCUGUCCGGCUCACCUGGAUGGACAUGGCCACUCUGCUACUAAACUACGGUGCUGAUGUAAAUGCUCAGAUCUCCACGCAGCCGUCUUCAUUCCCAUCGGUCAUCCUGCUGGGCAUGGAGAGUCUGAACAUGCUCAAACUGCUGCUGAACAAUGGCUGUGAUGCCAAAUCCUGCUUCGACUGCCGAUAUGGGCAACAACCUCAUCCAGCUGAAGAAAUGCCUGCUGGCGAAGGUGCACCUGCACAACAAACAAUUCAGUUCUGUGAGGUUGUCUCCAGCGUGUCUUUAUGUCAGAUCAUUGGUCCUAUCAUCUCUUUGCUUUUGAACUACGUCCCUCAUGUCCGUCUUUGCUCUCGACUGCUGGAGGCUCUGGAGAAGAGCAGCGACUGGGCACAGAUCCAACUACAAGCUUCUCCUCCUCAUUCUCUGAUGCAGCUCUGCAGGUUGGAAAUUAGAUGUCUGGUUGGAGUUCGACGACUCAGACUGCUCCACAUUCUGCCACUACCUCCAAGAGUCAUUCGCUUCCUGCAUUAUGAAGUCCACUGUCCAUCUGCAUGAAAUCAUUUUAAAAGUGACCAGCUGGCAAGCAGGAAGUCUUCCUCUGAGGGUUUUCUCUGUCCAGCAUCUUCAAGAGGAGGCUCAGAGCUGAGCAGCUGAAGUCCUGUUUCCAGGAAUAAUGAAAAAUAUUCCAGUUAAAGAAUUAAACAUUUCAGACCCUCAAUCCAAAACAGUAAACAGCAGAAAACAAAUUAAGGUUAUAUAAAACACAGAAAAGUUCUGCAAAUUUUAACUUAGGAAACUAAUGUGCAUGAAAUGGGAAUACUUCAGUAUACAAACAUUACAGUGGUUUGAUUGUGUUUUCGUCUUCUGUUGUGUAAAUACAAAAAAAUCUGUAAAAUUCAAGAUUCCAUCACUUAAAAUGUUAAAAAUCCUGCAAGAAAAUAUCCUCUGUCCUAAAUAUUUGAAAAGUUAAUUAAAUUAAGGAAAAUCA
This is a messenger RNA of Betta splendens (Siamese fighting fish), 2687 nucleotides long. It is a transcript of the gene asb2a.2, whose product is annotated as ankyrin repeat and SOCS box containing 2a, tandem duplicate 2. Gene Ontology annotation, biological process: intracellular signal transduction. NCBI's taxonomy places the organism in Eukaryota, Metazoa, Chordata, Actinopteri, Anabantiformes, Osphronemidae. Gene Ontology annotation, molecular function: protein binding. The record is from RefSeq and is a predicted model, not a curated record.